UUGGUCAGUCAGCUGAUCGACGUAGUUUGUAAACAUGGAGCCGCUCUCUGCGAAAUGUCUCUCGGUUGUCGCGUUUUCUUCUUAGAGGCAGAAUGAGCUGCGCGUGAAUGACCCCCUGUCACCAUGGGGCAACGCUACAACGGAGAAGAGAGCGUCGUGCGGCUGCUUGGCGAGCGACAGUUCAAGGACAGGAGUAUCACACGUGUCCAAAGGAAGUUGCAAGUUACGGAAGAGCUGGUAGCAAGACUUGGUCUUGAAGCUGAACUUGAGGGUCAUGCAGGUUGCGUGAACUGCUUGGAAUGGAAUCAGAAGGGAGAGAUCCUUGCCAGUGGGUCGGACGAUGUACAGAUAAUGUUAUGGGAUCCGUUUCGACAUCGGAGGCUCCACACAAUUCCAAGUGGACAUCAUGGCAACAUAUUCUCAAUAAAGUUCCUGCCUUACUCUGGCGACAGCCUGAUGGCGAGUGGAGCGGCAGACUUCAAGAUCCGUGUGCACGACAUUCAUGCACGAGAGACUACUAUGGUCUGCAGCUGUCACACCAGUCGGGUCAAACGGCUAGCAACUGCAGCAAGUGUGCCCUUUGUGUUCUGGAGUGCUGCUGAGGAUGGUGUCAUUCUGCAGUUUGACUAUCGGACACCGCAUCAGUGCACGGCGGAUGCAAACCAUGUGUUAGUGAACCUUGGCUACCACCUGGGGCGCAAUGUAGAAGCCAAGUGUAUCGCUGUGAACCAGCUCCAACCGCACCUGGUGGCCGUGGGUGCCAACGAUUCAUACAUUCGUCUCUAUGACCGGCGUAUGAUCAACACCACUAAGCUCACAAGGUUCAACAGUUCUUCCAAGCCUGAUGUGGAGUCUGAUAACCUCCCACCUGGCUGUGUAACUUAUUUUGCUGCAGGUCACCUUCCAUUAAAGUAUCCCAGAAAGAGGUAUCGCACGUUAGCCUCAACCUAUGUUGCCUUCAGCCCUGAUGGCAGCGAACUUCUUGCCAAUUUAGGUGGCGAGCAGAUUUACUUAUUUAACAUCAACCAUCCACGACAGCCAAAAAGCUUUGACCUUCAGAGCUUCACAUCAUCACUUCACUCAAAUGGGUUGUGCAAAAACUUGGCCGAGGGAGGCAGUAGUCCUGCAAAUGGAUUCAGCACUCACAAGAACGGCAUCUCCAAUGGAAUGGUUUCCAACGGAAUGAAGCAGAAUGGAAUAGUUGCAUCCACAGAUGCCCCUCCUGUUUCGUCAAGUACAAAGUGGGGGCCUGCCAACAGCAAGCCACUGCCACCCAACGUAGAGGCCAUAAAAUGCAAAGCAAAUGAGAAGUUUGGCAAGCAGAAGUACACCUUGGCCAUUAACCUCUACAACAAAGCCAUACGCAUGGUGUCCGACUCGCCAGUUCUCUACUGCAAUCGAGCAGCUGCCUUCAUGAAGCGAGCAUGGGACGGGGACAUGUAUGCCGCACUGAGGGACUGUCACACAUCUCUACAACUGGAAGCAGACUAUGUGAAGGCACACUUGCGGCUGGUGCGCUGCCUGUACGAGCUGCGCUGGACCAAGGAGGCCCUCGACUGCCUGCAGGCCUUCAAGUCACGCUUCCCCGACUGUGCCCUCGGCCAGGCCUGCCAGGCCCUGGAUCGAGACAUCAAGGCAGCCAUAUUCUCCAAGACUGAAAACGACUCUGAGGAAGGGAGCCGGUCUGAAUCUCAAAGCUCCAAUGGCAGUGCCAACUCCAGUCCUAAGCACAGGAGGCAGCCGCAAAUCACGGAGCAAGAAAAGGCGUGGCGUGCUGUGGCUUACGACUAUGAGCAGCGCUUCUGCGGCCACUGUAACACCACCACUGAUAUCAAGGAGGCGAACUUCUUUGGGAGUGCGGGUCAGUUUGUGGUGGCAGGCUCGGACGACGGCUCGUUCUUCGUGUGGGACAAGCAGAGCACGAACCUUGUUCGGGUGAUGCGUGGCGACGACUCUAUUGUCAACUGCCUGCAGCCACACCCGAGUACCUGUCUUCUAGCCACCAGUGGGAUAGACCCCGUGGUCCGGCUAUGGAGCCCAAAGCCUGAGGAUGGAAAGAAAGAAGAUAGGGAAGUGGUGGACUCUGAAGACGCCGCCGUAGCGAAUCAGCGUCGCAUGAACGCUGACCCACUGGAAGUGAUGCUCAUGAACAUGGGCUACCGUGUUCCUGGGCUCCUAGAGUCCGACGAAGUGGAAGUCGAGAACCGGAGCGGUGAAUCCAAUGUUGUCUCCUGCAGACCAAGCUAGGACAUUGUGUCUGCCCGCUGCAGCGAAGGCUUCCGCUGCCAGCAUUUCGUUGGUGCAAAAAAUGACGCUGACGACACCGCAGCAACCCUUCCCACUUCCCUCUUUUCUUUAGUCCUGAAAAAGGCUUAGGGUUUCACUAACUGUGCGAGAGGCAGUACAGGGAUGACAGUGACGCUAAUAAAUUUGGAGAUAAAGAAAAGAUUUGAUUGUCGCACUUGCUGAAAGUCUCUGAGAAGCUGCAUGAAACACUUGCACAAUGCUUUGCUGAACUAUCGAAGCUAUCAUUCUUUAGAAGAGCAAAAAACAGUGGCAAGCCCAGUCGGAAGUGGCAUUUUCUGUUUAAUGGUAACACAAAAAGAAAAGGUGUUAGAACAGUGAAAGGAAACUAUUUUUUUUUUUUUCUUGUGUCCAGCGGUGCUGUUGAUCAGGAAAGUACCAGAAUAAGGAAUCAAGAAUGAUGUAGCCAUAAUGGACAAUGAUGCCUAAACAUUAUGCUGUUAUGCUUUUGCCCACUAUUCAGUGGUAUGAUGGCAAGCAGGAAUAGUACUCUAUUUGCAUUCUGCAUGAAAAUUUUCAUACUAACUCACCCACAGGUGACACUUGAAACAUCACUACUUGUUGAUGCAUAGCUAUACCACAUACAACUAAUUUGGGUGCACUAAAUGUUAAAGCUGAACAUGUGCUUUGCUUCAAGUUGCACCUGAAACUUGCAGUGAAGAAAUUUAAAUGGCGCACAAAUAGCUAUUGUGUUCAAGCAGUACUGGUACCCAUUAUAUACAGUAGGACCUUGUCAUAGUAACUGAACUUAUGGUAUACAUGUUCUUCCCAAAUCAAGUGCUUUCACUGGCAAAGAAAUUAGACAACAAUGGAAUUAGUGACGAUAAUGUGUUGGCUGCUCUAUUGGUAAAGCUUUUAGUUCAUAAGUUGAAGUGGGAGUACCGGAACAAGAAUGUUACUGGAACUGUGACAGGAAUGCCCCAUAUCUGGACCACUUUUCGUAAAAAUGCGGCCAUCUCUGAAUAUAUUCACAGUGCACAAAAAUAAUUGACCUUUCUUCUCUGACACCAAAAUUCAUCUCUCUUUCUCUUGCAUUAAAUGUUAAACAAAAUCUCACUUGUCUGUUUGCUUAGGUCACUUUUUAUUUGCGUUAAACACAAUUUCUAAUUAAGAGAUUCAGUGCGAUUAUUCAGUGGCUGUAGCACUCUGCUGCUAAGCACGAGUUUGCCGGUACAAUUCCCUGCUUUGGGGGGCACAUUCCAGCGUUAGUGGAAUGCAAGAACAUCCAUCUUGGGGGGCUGCAUUCCAACAUGGGUGGAAUGAAAAAUACUCGUCAUGGGCGCAUAUCAAAAGAGCAACAGGUGGUUCAAAUUAAUCUGGAGCCCUUCACUGUGGCAUCUCUUGCAGCUCCUGUAUGUUGCUAUGGGACAUUAAAUUCCAUCAAUUAGCCAAUCUUGAUUCAGAGAAUCGCUGCAUUUUUAACGAGGCAUAAAACGUAUACAUUAAAGUCAGUUGCACUGAUCAAGUCACUGUUUUGUAUUAACAAGCGGGUCUAAAUGAAGGAAAAAGAGAGGCCAUGUCUAUACAUGUACAACCUUUCCGACUGAACGUACUCUGCCAGCAAAAAGCUACCUUUCUUUCAAUACUGUGUGCUGCCAUCAGUACCAAAAUUGUCUCUUGUUCACUUUACUAUACUGUGAUCUGCAAUGAAGCUGAGUGAGGCAUGUAGAGAUGAGUUGGUGGGCAGAGGAGGAAUGCUAUUGCAUUAUAGCACAACAUGGUUCAUUGACCCGUGUCUUUACACAACGUAGCGCACUUGCACGAUUGUCAAGACGUGGUGCAGGUGAUCCACGAGCAUAACUGGAAUGCCACUAUCAGCCCGUGCCGAUUAUGAAAUUAUCAUUGUAAGGCACAUUGUCUGUGAGUGUGUAUCUUUUGCUUGCUGAUUAUUAAUUGUACUGAUAUAGUUUAGUACAUUAUAAUGAAGGUUUGCAAAAUCAGCCUGGAUAUAACAGCAUGCAAUUAUGUAAAACAAUCUCACGUCUUGGCUGCUUUCAACAUAAGUGGACUGAAACACAGUUAAAAAUCAAUUUUCGGUUAAUGCUAGGAAGCAUGGGAAAACAAACUGAAUUUAUUGCCAGAACUGCAUGCUUAGCCAAAGUAAAGGCCACCGAACCAAAGGACAGCAUGGCAUAGAAGAAAACACAUUAAAGUUUCCUGGAUGGCGGCCUUGUUACACUCCAACUUAUGCAUGGAUGUCAACAGCUUAAAAAACACUGCAUCAAAGUCUGCGAUAAUGCAAGCUCCUUUUCUGCCUGGCCAAGCAGACUACCUGUCUUAACAUAAGGCUGCACAAUGGUGUUAGCCAGACUUACCAGUGUGUCCAUGGCAAGUCUGGCCCACUUCAUGGUGGGCCCAUGGAAUGUUGGAACCUUAUCUGCUAGUGUUAGAGUUGAUGUUGAAAAUGCUGGCACCUUGUGUCGGCUUUGAGAAGUAAUCGUGCAAGAUGUCAAUCUUAUCAACUGUUACUGGUAGUCUGUUAUGUCAUGUUAAUAGCAGAGAAAUGGUGUCAAUUCUUAGAGGGAAUAAAUAAUUAUUUGUGCACCCAUUAGCAGCCUAAAUUUAAUAUGCUCUGCAGAAUUAUGCUUAACAGAUAAGAUAACUACUUAGAUCUCACAACUGUGAGAUAGGGGUGCUCUCUUCGAGUGGCCAAACCUGUAAUGACCCAAAAUAAGUCUUGAAGCUCCAUGCCCCCCCCCCCCCCCCCCCAACCCUUUUCGAGCUUUAUCAAAAAUUUUUGCAAGUGUUAAAAAAAAAAGAAAACAUUCACAAUAAUCUAUAUGGAGAGGGGAAGCUCUCUUCUUGAGACACUGGAGUAGAUAUCUGAUGAAUCCAUUAUUCCUGGGUGGCUGCAACAUAGAAUUGGACCAUUAGGAAAGCCAAGCUACGCAGUGUCACUGCUGAUGAAGCAUGCUGUUCCAUUUGAUCUUAUCACCUUGCUGUAACUGGAAGAGAGGGGAGUCUGAUAGGUACUGCAUUGGCAUGUGUACAUAAACUUUUUUUUUUUAGAGUUGCAUGAAGUGUUAUCUUGGCGAGGUCAAUAGACCUUGUUUUAGUAACUUGUCAGGGUUGAAAGAGCAGUUUAGGUGGCAACCUACAUACUGCGCUAUAUAUAACUAUUAUAAAGCAGUGAGUGUUACAAGUUAUUUAAACAAGUUAUCGUUACAGAACCCUAAAAUGUUAAUGACAAAAUGAGUCAGCAGUGCUAGCAAAGUGCCACUUACAAGCUGGUCAACACCAGAACAGACAAAUGUCCACUUCUGUGAACUCAUGCUUACAAGGUUCAACGCUUUCUUGAGCUUAUAGUGUUCACACUCAGGAUGAAAUACUUUCUAGUUUAUUCCUUGUUCUCCCCAUAACAAGAGCCUUAGAAUUUUUUUUUUUAAACCAGGGAAUGCAAGAACAAAGCUGCAAUUUUUAACAUGAGAAGCUAUGCACACAGCACAUGACAGAGGAAAGAGUUUUCUUUCCGUUUUUUUUCUUUUCUGUGUUGCAUUGGAGAGAUGCUGUUGUUUUACUAACAGCCAGCUCAGUAUGCUUUAUGCUUUGUACCAUGUCUGAGUCACUCGAGUCAUCUCUUGUUACUUUAAUAAAAGGCUUUGUGUAA
This is a messenger RNA of Dermacentor andersoni, 5911 nucleotides long. It is a transcript of the gene adp, whose product is annotated as WD and tetratricopeptide repeats 1. Gene Ontology annotation, molecular function: protein binding. Gene Ontology annotation, cellular component: Cul4-RING E3 ubiquitin ligase complex; cytoplasm. The record is from RefSeq and is a predicted model, not a curated record. NCBI's taxonomy places the organism in Eukaryota, Metazoa, Arthropoda, Arachnida, Ixodida, Ixodidae. Gene Ontology annotation, biological process: negative regulation of fatty acid biosynthetic process.